UUCCCUUUCCGAUUCGGUGGCAGCUGCAGGGAGCCAGGCACCAUGGCUACCAUGGGGAUUCAAGUGUUGGGCAUCACCUUCUCGGUCAUUGGCUGGCUGGGCACCAUCCUCUGUUGCGGCCUGCCGAUGUGGCGCGUGACAGCUUUCAUCGGCAACAACAUCGUGGUGGCCCAGAUCAUCUGGGAUGGCCUGUGGAUGACCUGCGUGGUCCAAAGCACCGGGCAGAUGCAGUGCAAGAUCUAUGAGUCCAUGCUGGCCCUGGCUCAGGACAUGCAGGCUGCCCGGGCGCUGGUGAUCAUCGCCAUCGUCCUGGCGGUGGUGGGCAUCUUUUUCGCCAUCCUUGGCGGGAAGUGCACCAACUGCGUGGAGGACGAAUCGACCAAGGCCAGGGUUGUCAUCUUCUCCGGCAUCAUUUUCAUCUUGUCCGGCAUCAUGCUCCUCAUCCCCCUCUGCUGGACCGCCAACACCAUCAUCCGGGACUUCUACAACCCUCUGGUCACUGAAAGCCAGAAGCGGGAACUGGGCGCCUCCCUGUACAUCGGCUGGGCCUCUUCUGGCCUGCUGCUCCUCGGUGGGUCCUUGCUGUGUUGCAACUGCCCCCCGAAAAAUGAGAAGCCCUAUUCCGCAAAGUACACGGCAGCCCGAUCCAUGCCGACCAGCAACUAUGUCUAAAAAUCAGCCCGUCUCCCU
This is a messenger RNA of Heteronotia binoei (common prickly gecko), 690 nucleotides long. RefSeq names its product claudin-4-like. NCBI's taxonomy places the organism in Eukaryota, Metazoa, Chordata, Lepidosauria, Squamata, Gekkonidae. Gene Ontology annotation, biological process: bicellular tight junction assembly; cell adhesion. Gene Ontology annotation, cellular component: bicellular tight junction; plasma membrane. The record is from RefSeq and is a predicted model, not a curated record. The transcript has a single exon. The coding region runs from base 43 to 672 and encodes 209 amino acids. Gene Ontology annotation, molecular function: structural molecule activity.